GCAUGGGAAUGUGGCUUGCUGUGGCAGUGAGGAUGUGCCUUCUCCUUGCAGACGAUGUCAAGAUUGAGCGGCUGAACUACCGGCAGCUCUCGCGAGCCACCGGCAUCUCGCUGCACGUGGUGCAGCGCUGCGUGCGAGAGACCGUCCUCUUGUACUGUCACCUCCUGAGGAACAAGGCGCACGUCUCAUUCGCCUUCAAGAACAUCGGCGUUAUGACGUACGAGGACGACUUCCUCUGCAUGAGGUUCUUGUCCAGCUGCAUUACAACGCUGGAGAGCAAUGCCAGCCUGACUGCACUGCUCCACACUAGAAUUUGGCCGGCCCGUUCUGCUGACUUCGGGUCAGAGACUACCGCUCAUGGAAUCCAGGUGUUGCCGAGGUUUCAGCUCGCUGUGAAAAAGAGCAGAGCAGAGGCCGCCGCAGAAAGGAACGCUGCAGUGGCGCGGAAGAUGAGUAGAGGGGGCACUGCCGGCAGGCUGCUACAGAAGCGGAAGACACUUCCCCCCUCCAUGCUGCUGCAAUACCAGGCAGGCUCAAGGCAGCAAGAUGUGGCAAAGAAGCCUUCUGCCAGCGUGCUCCCGCCGUGUGCAGGCAGCUCCCACGGGAGAAAGCAAGCAGGACAGAAGGAACCAUCUACUCCUGCCCAGACCAGCACUGCACUCCCUGCGACAGAGGACUCUAAGAGAGUGCUGCAGGAGCUCCGGGAAGUGUCUGCCCUGUGGAAUGAAGCAGACCGCACGUGGCCCGUGUACCAGCAGCAGGUAGAGCAAACGCGGGCAGAAAGAGCGGCAUGGGAAGGCUGGAGUGCAGGGGAGGACCAGCCUCCACUGCAGCGGUUUGCCAGUGCGAGCGUGUGGGCUCCGCGUCCUCCAGCCCAGCCCCGGGGACAGCAAGUGAGGAGGAGGUGGAGGAAGGAUGUGGAUCCUCCGCCGGGAAGUAAAAUGGGAACAGCGACCAAGCUGGCACUGCAUGCCGACCUCCUCUCCCCGCGAGCAGCUCAGGUGCUCCAAAGGUUGGAGCCCCACCUCCAUCAGCAAGAGGCUUUUGCUGACACCGCGGAAAGAAACCGGCAGAAGCUGGAGCUGAAGCGGCAGCUCCCCUGUGCUCGAUGCUCGUACCGCUCCAGAGGGGAAGGUGCUGGCAACAGUGCUGGAGCUGUCGGCAAGGGGGCUGGGAAGCUGUCCGGAUUUCCACCUGUGAAUGGCAAAUCGUAGAAUCAAAGACUUGUAGAAUGGCCUGGGUUGAAAAGGACC
Messenger RNA from Gallus gallus (chicken), 1253 nucleotides. RefSeq names its product coiled-coil domain-containing protein 81-like. Bases 3 to 1214 code for a protein of 403 amino acids. The transcript is spliced from 9 exons. NCBI's taxonomy places the organism in Eukaryota, Metazoa, Chordata, Aves, Galliformes, Phasianidae. The record is from RefSeq and is a predicted model, not a curated record.